AAUAAUAAUAAUAAUAAUAAUAAUAAUAAUAAUAGUAAUAAUAAUAAUAGUAAUAAUAAUAUUGGAGAAUUUUAUUCAACAUCACCAAGUGAUUCACCAAAAUCAGAAGAAUAUGAAACUUUUAAUAAUAAUUUAAUUCAUACUUCAAAUAAUAGUUUUAUAAAUUUUUCAAGUGUUAUAGUUGAUCCACCAUUAAUUCCAACAACUUUACCAUCAACUGCAAAUAUUAAAUUAAUGAUAAAUUCUCAAAAUAGUUUUCAAAUAUUUCCAACAGAUAAUUCAUCAGACUUAUUAAGUCAAUUAAAUGAAGCUCAAAAUAAUGAUAAUAGCAGAGAUAAUGAUAUUCAAUCACCUUCAAUUUUUAAUGAUUCAGAUUUAUCAAAUUCAACCUCAACCAUUACUACCACUACUACCACUACUACCACUACCACCACUAACACCACUAACACCACUAACACCACUAACACAACUUCAAACCAAACAAUAAAUAAAGAUAAAAAUGAGUUUGAAAAUGAGUUUGGAAAUGAAAAUGAAAAUGAUAAUAAUGAUGAUAAUAAUGAUGAUAAUAAUAAUAAUAAUAAUAAUAGUAAAACUACAACUAAAAAUAGAAUAAUUAAAAAACAAGAAAAUCAAGAGGUUUUAUUUUCAUCAUAUUCACCAAGUGAAGCAUUAAAGAAAUCUCAACAUUUAUUUAUGGUAACACCAACAUUUUAUGCAGCUAAAAAGAAUCAAAAAAUUGGUGUUUUUUUAUAUAAAAAUAGUAAUUUGAAUAGAAUUUGUACAGAACAUCCACAAUUGAAACUUGUAUUGAAACCAACAUCACCCUAUUGGAUUCCAAGUUCAUUCACAAGAAAAGUAAAUAGAUUAAACAUUGAAGAGUAUGCACCAAAUCAAUUCACAACAUUGGAAUGUGAUUUAACAAAUGGCGAAGCAAUUUUUGGUCCAGUUAGAAUUAAAAAAACUGGUUGGUAUUAUUUAAAUUGUUCAAUUGAAUUACCACCAUUACCAAAUGCUGAACAAUUAUUAUUUAAAGAUUUCUCUUUUACUUUUAAAUUAUAUUUUUAUGGUUGUCCAACAAAAUCUAAAAAAGAACCAUCACCAUCACCAUCAUCAUCAUCAUCAUCAUCAUCAUCAUCAUCAUCAUCAUCAUCAUCAUCAUCGUCAUCACCAUCAUCUACUUCUAAUUCAUCAACAACUUUUAGUGAUAAAUCAUCAUCAUCAUCAUCAUCAUCAUCAUCAUCAAAUGAUUCAAUAACUCAAAAUGAUAAAUCAUUUAAUCCAUCAUCAAUUAGUGAUAUUUAUUUUAGACCAAGGGAAAGUUUAUUUAAUUAUAUAUCUACAUUACAAGAAACUGGUGCUCGUUGGUCAGAUUUGGAAAAUAUUUUAAAUUAUUAUUCAAUUAAAUUUGAAAAUAACCAUGAAAUUUUAUCCGAACUUUUAAUUGAACAAAGUAUUGGUUGUACUUAUACAAGUGAUUUUUCAAAUGCUCAUUAUUUAUUAGAUAAAGCUUUAGAAUUAUCAUCUUCUCCUGAAAAUUUAUUUAAAGUUAGUUAUUUAAAAUCUGCUAUUUUUAGAAUUCAAAAAAAUUAUUCAGCAUCAAAAUUAAAUUUAGAUACAUGUGAUUUUUUAUUUAAUAAAAUUAAAAUGGGAUCAUUACAUAUUGGUCAAUAUUAUUUUAAUAAAGCAGCUCAUGAUUAUGAUAUUUUAAUGAGUAAAAAAUCAAAAUCAAAUGAAUAUUUACAACAAAGAGAUUUUGUAAUUGAAAAACUUCAACUUGCUUCAAAUCAUUACUCAAUUGAUUAUAAAAAUGCUUUAUCUGGUGCACCAAGUCCGAGAAGUAUCAAUGGUGCCUAUAGAUCGAAUAUUAGAAUUACCCAAGCGAUUCUAGGUGGUCAAAAUUUAACAAUGGCUGAUAUUUUACAUGCUGAAGAAUAUUUAUUAAAGAUACCAAAUAUAAAUAGUUAUUCAUUUACACAAAGAACUCAAACACAUUUAUAUUUUACAUGGGCAGAUUUAUGUUUAGCAAAAUCAUUUGCAUUAUUUGGGAAUAAUAAUCAACAAUCAUUUGAUAUGUUAAGAAAAGCUUUAACCUAUAUUCAUAAAUCAUCAAGUGCUUCACAUCAAUUAGGUUUUAAUAAUGAAAUUAAAUAUUGUCAAGAUCGUUAUGUUAAACUUAAUCAAAUGGCUCCAAAAUCUUUAUUAAAUAAUUUGAAUGGUACAAAUUUAUUCUUUUCAAAUCAAAAUAAUAACUUUAAUUCAAAAGAAUCUUUACCAUUACCAGGUCCAACUCCUUUUAAUGAUAUUGAUAAUUUUGAUUCAACUAUUGAUCAACAAAAUAAUAUUCAAAUACCAUCACCACAACAACAAGAACAACAACAACAACAACAACAACAACAACAACAACAACAACAACAACAACAACAACAACAACAACAACAACAACAACAACAACAACAACAACAACAACAACAACAACAACAAAUUAUUCAAAAUAAUAACCAAAAUAAUAUAAACAAUAAUAGUAAUGAUAACUAUAAUAACAAUAAUAGCAACAAUCUAUUUAAUAACCAAAACCAUAAUAUAAUUAACAAUCAAAAUAAUCAAAUUAAUAGUAAUGGAAUUGGUAUAAAUUAUAAUACUAAUCAAAAUAAUAAUAUUACUAACUUUAUCAACAAUACUCCAACAAACUAUAAUAAUAGUAAUAAUAAUAAUAAUAAUAAUAAUAAUAAUAAUAAUAAUAAUAAUAAUAAUAAUAAUAAUAAUAAUAAUAAUAAUAAUAAUAAUAAUAAUAAUAAUAAUAAUAAUAAUAAUAAUAAUAAUAAUAAUAAUAAUAAUAAUAAUAAUAAUAAUAAUAAUAAUAAUUAUAAUAAUCAACAAAUUCCAAAUAUUAAUAAUGUUUUAAAUAGUCUAAGCAAUUUAACAAACUCUGAUAUUUCCCAUUUCAUUCAAGAAUUAUUAAAAAAGAAUGCUCAAAUUGAUUUAAAUCAAAUACUUCAAGAUAUCACUAAAACUUCAAAUCUUAAUAGUUCUUCUGGUAAUAAUAGUUUUUAUAGUCCCCAAUUAAACGAUCAAUCAUUUCCUGUAAAUAAUAGUCAACAACAACAACAACACCAACAACAACAACACCAACAAAUUCAUUCAAAUAUUCCUAACUUACCAAUGGAAACCAUUACAACACCAAUGUUUAGAAAUCUUAAUGGCCCCAAUAAUAAUAACCCAAAUGAUAUUUUAAACAAUUACAAUAAUGGUAAUAAUUUAUCACCAUUUUUGCCAACUUCCCAAAACUUUAAUUUAAAUUCUUCAAAUGACCAAUUUUAA
Messenger RNA from Dictyostelium discoideum AX4, 3318 nucleotides. RefSeq lists its product as hypothetical. The annotation marks the transcript as partial. The transcript has 4 exons. Lineage: Eukaryota; Evosea; Eumycetozoa; Dictyosteliales; Dictyosteliaceae. The record is from RefSeq and is a predicted model, not a curated record.